This is a messenger RNA of Paramisgurnus dabryanus, 1197 nucleotides long. The record is from RefSeq and is a predicted model, not a curated record. NCBI's taxonomy places the organism in Eukaryota, Metazoa, Chordata, Actinopteri, Cypriniformes, Cobitidae.
AGCGACUAAUGCACGGUCUAGGUAUUUCUUUCGAGUUUUGGUAAAUCUUGAGGUGUGGCAAACACGCUUUAGACACAGUAUUUUAAACAAGCAGUAUACAAGACCGAGAUUAACUAGUAGGCUAUAACUGAUAAGAAUUUUCGAAAUCAUGUCAAAAGGACUAUACACUUUUAUUGGACUAACAACAGUUGGUGCUGUCGGUUCGGCUGUGUUGGCCCCAGUGGCGCUCGCCGCAGCCGGAUUCACCUCAGCCGGUAUAGCCGCUGGUUCACUGGGGGCCAGUAUGAUGUCAUCAGCGGCCAUCGCUAACGGAGGUGCCGUUGCUGCUGGAAGUUUGGUCGCGCUCCUGCAGUCAGCAGGUGCUGCUGGGCUGUCUGCAGGUGCAACAGCAGGUGUGGCAUCUGUGGGCGGAGCUACUGGCGCUGUUUUGGGAGGGGCUCUGAAAUUGUUAAAAAACAUGAGAAAAUAAGAUGAAGAACAAAGUCAGCUGUUUUGAAAGGCCUUGCUCGUGUUGUGUUUGUGUGGCCCUGCAUUUUUGUCUGCAAUAAAUGAAUACUUUUUUCAUGCCAUUCCACUCUUUUUCAUCAAAUGUUACAGGGUUGUUCUAAAACUGAACUCUGAUGUAACCUGACAAGAAAGCAGAUCGUGCUAAAAUAUUUAGGACUACUAUGUUUUUGACUACAAUUUUGGUAGUUAUCCUGGCUGCCACAUAUACCUUUUGGAGAACCCUUUCAGUUUCCUGUAAAUUACUAAUAACAAGGCAGUAUUAUCCCCUACUGACAUCACAAGGGGAGACAAAUUUCAAUUAACAAUUGUUUUCAUGUUUGCAGAGAAUGGUUUACCAAAAGCAAGUUACUGGGUUGAUAUUUUUUUACAUUUUCUAGGUUAAUAAAGCACUUGGGACCCAAUUAUAGCACUUAAAUAUGGAAACCAGUCUGAUUUUCAUAAUCUGUCCCCUUUAAACAUUUUUAAAAGAGUUUGUUGACAUUAAAUGUCUUUAGGAAGUUAGAGGCUCGUAAUGGUGUGAUUUCCUGAAACGGUUUUGUUUUGUGCUUGUAUGUAUUGUCAUCGACAGUAAACUCACUGUUAUCAGUUUUGUUUUGUGCUUGUUAUAAAUCAGUGUUCUUUCUGUAGGCUAUAUUAAAAUUGAUUAUUUUUGUCUUGUAAUCCUGCAAUAUGAAACUUUUUUUAACAGAG